Messenger RNA from Plasmodium malariae, 2331 nucleotides. RefSeq names its product conserved Plasmodium protein, unknown function. The transcript has a single exon. The coding region runs from base 1 to 2331 and encodes 776 amino acids. Lineage: Eukaryota; Apicomplexa; Aconoidasida; Haemosporida; Plasmodiidae. The record is from RefSeq and is a predicted model, not a curated record.
AUGUACACGGUUAAAUGUUUUAGUAGCAUAAACGAGAAUGCAGCAUUUAUCAAUAACAAGGACAUCGAGCGGAGUGAUAAUAAUAAUAAUAAUAAUAAUAAUAAUAAUAAUAAUAAUAAUAAUAAUAGAAGUAUUAAUAGCAAUAGUAAUAACACUAAUAGCAGUAAUAGCAGGGAUAGUGUAGACUACAAUAGUACGCAAAUAAUUGAAAAGUACCAACACCUGUUAAAAAGGAAAAAAAUCAAGGGAGGAAAGGAGGACCCCAAGUAUGGUUAUAAGGAGAGGGAUAUGUGCGAAGAGGUAGGAAAUGAAGGAACGAAAAUAGCUCCAAGGAAGAUAAAUGAUUGUGAAGGAGGAAAUAAGGCUAACGUUGGAAGUGCAAAUAAAUGCGUUCUGUUGAACGAAGAGAGUGACAAGAGCGGAAGCAGCAUAAGAAGCAGUUCUGGUAGUAGCGAGCUGACCAGCGGCAAGGAUGAAAAGUACGUUAUCUUGAAAAAGCAGAUUACUAAGGAAUUUAUUUAUGAAGUAUUUUUACCCCAUGUGGAAUCUCAAAUAAUAUAUCACUUGAAAACGUAUACACCGGAUCAAAUAGUAAAUAUUUUUCAUAUUUAUUCUUAUUUGUAUUAUUAUGAUAAAAAGAAAGAGAUGGUAGAUCAACUUAUAGAAUACUUGAUAUAUAGACUGGAUUGUUUCAGUGUAGAAAAUGUGUUGUUAGUUUUGGAGCCUUUAUAUAUAUUGAACAAAAAUAGGAAUAUGUAUAUAUAUAGAUUAAUUAUAAAUUAUAUAGAAAAAAUUAAAGAAAAAUUAAAUAUAUACAAUUAUAUUGGUAUAUCAAGAGUAUAUACAAAAGUGUUAAUCGAUCUUUACCUUGAAGAGAUUAACAGAGCAAAUUUUUUUUUAUCAGAUAUACUACAAUAUUUAAGGCAAGGAAAAUUUCGAAAAAGUAUUCCCUCUAAUCAGAGAAAUAUAUCACAUAAAGAUUUUAUUAUCCAUUUUAUGAUACAAGUAAUUGAAAAGGUGGAUGAAGAAUUACAUUUAUUAUCGGCCAUUGAACUAACUGAUAUACUAAGUGUUAUUUCGAAUUAUUCUUUUAGAAAUAAUUAUUCCAAAUAUGAUAUAUCUCUACAAGUAAACAAUAGAAAGGAUGUUUAUUCAAUGCAUCAUACACCUUCAGAAAACUAUUCAAAUGAUUGCAACUCAGUUGAAGUAUUACAAGUACAUGACUUAUCACCUACAAAUGCAUAUUUAUUUAAAGAAAAUAUUGUGUCCUUUAUAAUUAUAAAAGAAAUGGUAAAAAAAUAUGAACACUUAAGCACUUUACAUAAAAUUAUCAAUUUUUACAACUUAUCAAAAUUAUGUAUAUAUGAUGACGAAUUUAUUCAUUUAAUGGAAAAGGAUUUAAACAACUAUCAUUAUGUAAAUAAUAUACAUCAUAAGUAUUUAGCCUUAUUAAUUUGGUGUUUGCACAAAUAUAAAAUUUUACAUAAACAUAUUGAGAAAUUAAAACCUAUUAUUAUUCAAAAUAUUUUUAAUUUUAAUGCUAAAGGUUUUUCAAGAUUAUGUCAUGCUAUAUAUUAUGAAAAAGAAAUUUUACAUAAAAUAGCUAUCAAUUUAAUGAACAAAAUUGAAAAAAUGAAUAUUAAUGAAUUCUUAUGUUACUUCUAUUCAGUUAUCCUGCUCGACUUAUUACCCCUUUCACUUUCAUCUCGUGUGCCUUUUCGAAAUGGCAAGGAGAAAUGCAGUCAUGACUAUACACCCACUCUGAGUGAACAACAAAGCGAGUUGGCGAAAAAAAAGUGCAGCAAAAGGAAGCAGAUCGGAAAGAAGCAGAGUGAAAUGAACCAGAGCGAAAUGAACCAGAGCGAAAUGAACCAGGGCGAAAUGAACCAGAGCGAAAUGAACCAGAGAGAAAUGAACCAAAGCGAAAUGAACCAAAGCGAAAUGAACCAGAGCAAAAUGAACCAGAGCGAAAUGAACCAGAGCGAAAUGAACCAGAGAGAAAUGGACCAAAGCGAAAUGAACCAGAGCGAAAUGAACCAAAGCGAAAUGAACCAGAGCGAAAUGAACCAAAGCGAAAUGAACCAAAGCGAAAUGAACCAAAGCGAAAUAAGGCAGAGUGAGAAAAUCAUCCCCGAUCAUUUAGUGCUACUUAAUAAAAGUCGUAUACUACAAAAUUGCAUAAAAUUCAUUAACGAUAAUAAAAAGGACAUAAGUAAGGAAGAAAUGACGAAAAUUGUUUUACUUUUAAAGAAAAAGAAACAUGAAAAAUAUUUAUACGUGUUAGGCAUGUUACCAGAGGAAUGGAAAACGCUUAUCCAUUUGAUAAAUUAG